Uncinocarpus reesii 1704 is the source of this 1902-nucleotide messenger RNA. RefSeq lists its product as uncharacterized. NCBI's taxonomy places the organism in Eukaryota, Fungi, Ascomycota, Eurotiomycetes, Onygenales, Onygenaceae. The transcript is spliced from 2 exons. The coding region runs from base 1 to 1902 and encodes 633 amino acids. The record is from RefSeq and is a predicted model, not a curated record.
AUGAUUCCGUUACCGGCCAAACGGCGCAAAUCAAACUCCUCUGCGGCAAUCCCCGUCGAAGCCCCGAACGUUGAGCACGCAUCUUCCAGUCGCGAUGGGAAACCCCAGCGUACAAGCCGGUCAUCCUUCCGGUCGCCAACGAAAGCGAGCGUCGCGCGAUCUCAACCAGAACUACUAUCGCGGGUGCUAGGCCGGUCGGUAGCCGAAAGGGCCUUGCGGUCUGAAAAUCGCGGUUUCGAACUGCACAACCGGCAAGGGGAUGAAAAGAAAACUGCCCUUGGAGCAGCGCAGAGCAGCCUGAAUCCAGAUAUCUCGCUCCCGCCGCCAAAGUCCAAAGCUGGAACCAAGCCUCCUCUCGCCGCGGGUGGGCGCCAGACACAGGGAGAGGACUCCUGGGGUUCCCAGCCGUCGAAAUUAAACAAUGGCACCGUGAGACGGUCUGCCAGAAGAGCGCUAUUUGCAUCCCAACGCAGCUCUGCUACUGUAAAGUUGGCGUCUGGAACUGGCGGCUUGAGUGAAUCGCAGAAUAAAGAUGAUGACGAAGGAGAGCCAGAGUUACCUCCGACCCCAACACAGCUACGCGUCCAGAAGCUCUCCAUUCGCUCGAGGACCCUUACGAGCAGGAGUCCCAGUCUUCGGUUGCAGGAACGGAAUAAACGGACGUUGGAGCAGCAAGCAGGGCCAAGUCACCUUGAACAAGAUAUCCACAGGACGCAAGGAGAAGAUCAGGAUUCAGGCCCGUUAGCGAAUAUUCCACAGCCGGAAGAGAUUAUACCGAAAGAACUGCGAGAGAAACGGAAGCUUCGUGAUGAGCUUGCCGCGCAAUUGGAAAGACUUAAAAACGACGUUGCUAUUCUUGAGGAUUGUGGACAGCGAUUGGAGCAACCCAAUACUUUCGAGUCGAUGGAUGAAGAUCUCAUAAAACGCUUGCUGCUUUUACUGACUACUGACAACCCGUCCUGUGCUCCUCCGCCCCCAAAACCGCAACCAGUGCCGAUAUCCUCAGUGCUUUCAUAUCUUCUCCCAUUUUCCGCUCCUAAACAUAUUCCCAACCCAAUACCAGAACCUCCUAUAACUCCGCCCCCAGAAAAUCCGUUUGCACUCGAGCCACCUCCUGACCCUCUACCGUAUCUUACCCUUUUCGCGCCCCUUUCCCUAUCCACUCAUAAUACAACGACUUCUCAGUCUUCCUCGGACUCGCCACAAUCUCCAUCACGUCUUGUUCAAAUUCAUCAUUUGACCCUCUCUCCUCCUCCCGGGUUUCCUUCGUCGAUCUACAAGGUACCAAUCACCCUUGAGACCGACCCAGAACAGCAAAAGGUUCUAUCCAUUUCUAUCCCUAAGUCCUCAACAGCGCUGGAUAUUGCAAACAUUCCCACCCAGUUACGAAGGUGGAUGGACACCCGGCUCUCAAACCGGCUCCUUGGACAGGACGUAUCGGGAUUAUCAUGGGGUGUUUGCCGGUACUGGGAAGCAUGUGUCUCGCGCACGAAGAUCUGGAUACGCCUGGAAAAGCUACAGUCCAUCGUCAAUGAUGGGGGUUAUUCCGGGGACACCAGCAGCAAUGAAGAUAUUGAACCAGAGCAACACCCUCCUCGCGCUUUGAUCCCACACCUCGACCGUUCUUCAUUCUUGUUUUCAACCCAUAAAUCUGAGAAAUAUCAAAUCCUGGUAUCUUGCCCUGUUGAGAUCGAUCUCUGGACCAGUGAGCCGUUUUUGGAACCGGAUAUCUGCAUUUCGUCUCAGUCAGCCCGCGGGUCGGGCCAAGGGAAAGUUGAAAUCGAGGCGCGACGCGUGUUUUGGAGUAUGCUUAACCACCGCGGUGCUGAUGUUGACAUUGCCUGUGGUAAGAUUGUUAGAGCCGUGGAAGCCGUUGUGCGGGUUCUUUAUGGUCAAGAGUGA